Molecule: messenger RNA, 486 nt
Organism: Trichophyton verrucosum HKI 0517
Lineage: Eukaryota; Fungi; Ascomycota; Eurotiomycetes; Onygenales; Arthrodermataceae
Exons: 1
Coding region: 1-486 (161 amino acids)
Source: RefSeq, a predicted model, not a curated record
AUGCUCGUCGCCAGCGCCGAAUUCGUGCAGCUUCUACUCGGCGUGUCUCGAGAAAGGGAUCGCCUGUGGGCCGGACGGCUACGCUCUCGCUUAUGGAGACCGCUACUGCAACCGCUUCUCAGCCGCAAGCCCACAGCUCUCCGCCAGCGGCCAGGAAUGGGUCACCAAGACGAUGCUCUGUCUGCAGCAGAAACUGGUGCCUGUGGCCCUGGGGAAGAUGAGCAGGUCUCGACCUGUCCGGCCGUGAGGGAGUUUGCCUUCUCGACGCAUCCGGAGUGCUACAUCGAGGGGGGUGUCUGUCUGCUGCCCCCGACGGACUGGCUGGUCAUUGUGGGCACGGUUGGCUUUACGGAGCUGUUUGAUAGCAUCGAGGCCCUGGCUGCCACGCUGAAGACCGUCAAGGGCUGUCUCGACUUUUAUCUCUGGCUCAUCAGGAACAAUUUCAUCCAUCAGCCGUUGGACUCAAACUCGGUCCAAUCCAACUAA